UUCACAUCUGGACUCAGGAGUUAUGACUCUCCAACCUACAAGCGUCCCGGACCAAAACAACACUAAUGGCACGGAUUGUCCUGAUCUGUACGGCUGGGAUUGGCUCUACACUGGUCAACCAGUGUAUAUCCUGCUCAUCACUGUGCUGGGAAUCAUGUUCAAUGUGUUUGUCCUGAUGGUUUUCUGCUUUCACAAGAAGGCCUGCACUGUGGCUGAGAUCUACUUGAGCAACCUGGCUGCUGCCGACCUUCUCCUGGUGUGCUGUUUGCCUUUCUGGGCUGUCUACGUAUCCAACGGUUUCGAAUGGCCUUUUGGUCUGUUCAUGUGCAAAGUGGUCAACCUGGGCAUUAAGAUGAAUGCCUACAGCAGCAUCUACUUCCUUGUUCUGGUUAGCAUGGAUCGCUAUGUGGCACUGGUGCAUACAAUGACCCAUGGCAGAAUGCGCAGGCCAAAAUAUGCCAAACUGGGCUGUCUGCUGAUGUGGGGUUUCGGCUUGCUCCUGAGUGUUCCCACACUCGUCUUCAGGGAAGUGAAAUAUUUCCCUGAAUAUGGUGUAACUGCAUGUAUUCUGGAAUACCCAAACCUCACUACAGAGUUGUUCUUUGAUGGGCUGUUGGUCGUUUUUAGCUUCAUCGUCCCCAUUUCCAUUAUCUCAUUCGGCACAGUCAAGAUCAUUCAAGCUUUGAAGAUACAGCUGAUAGAGAGGUUUAAUGCUGAGAAAACAGAGCAGAAGGCCACCAAUCUGGUGCUGGCGGUCCUCCUGGCGUUCUUUAUCUGCUGGGUGCCAUUCCACGUGGUCACCACACUGGACGUGCUCUUACGAGCUGGCAUCCUGAGAGGGUGUCACCUUGACUCCGUCCUAGCAAUCUGCAAUCAGAUCUUCACCUACCUGGCCUUCUUCAACAGUGUUCUCAACCCCAUCCUCUACGUUAUUGUAGGAAAGAACUUUCGUAAAAAACUUUGUGAACUCUUCAAGGAAUGGAAGAUUAAAAAAACAACCACAUCUGAGUCCUCCCGUUCAUCAAACCUAUCCUCUACACUGAAAACUUUGGCAUAAAAUACUGCUUUUAAAAGCACUGUUCCUAUCUAUCUACUUUGCAGAAAGAUGUCUGUAGUGGAAAGUCUUUAAAUAGUCUUGUGCAAAUGUAAUUCCUUCUGAUAUAAGCUUAUUCAUUAUUAGAUUUGUAGUGAAUGUAAUUGUGUAGUAGGCCUAAUGUUUAAUGUAAUCCCCCUUCCUCAAAUCAAUCUUUGACGAUACGUUUUCUCAAAAAGAUUAACAAGCUUUAAUUAUUUUUAAAUGAUGUUGUUAUAUGUGUAAGGCCACACAAGGCUUGAUUUGUUUGUCUCACUUUUUAAACAGUUUCACCACAUGCAAUAAACAACAGCUGGCCUCUUGUUAGAAACAUUU
Anoplopoma fimbria (sablefish) is the source of this 1408-nucleotide messenger RNA. RefSeq names its product B2 bradykinin receptor-like. The coding region runs from base 23 to 1057 and encodes 344 amino acids. The transcript is spliced from 2 exons. Gene Ontology annotation, cellular component: membrane. Gene Ontology annotation, molecular function: bradykinin receptor activity. The record is from RefSeq and is a predicted model, not a curated record. Gene Ontology annotation, biological process: smooth muscle contraction; neutrophil chemotaxis; immune response. NCBI's taxonomy places the organism in Eukaryota, Metazoa, Chordata, Actinopteri, Perciformes, Anoplopomatidae.